CAAUUGGACGUUGGGAAAGAACGCGUCGUCGCUGUUUGUUUUUCGUCGAAUCUCGUUAUUAGUGUUCUAUCAGAGCUCAAUUAUUUUGAUGAAUAUUUUGUUAACAUCGGGUAGGUCGAGUUCCACUUGUGUAUCAUCAAACAAACGUAGCUCCGUUAAAAAAGCCAAAGCAAAAUUGUGUGGUUUUCUUAAAAAUGAUGCGCAGUGACGUAGUACGGAAUUUCAAGUAACUAAAAAAUUCGAGGUUUCGACGCCAAUGCGCGUGGCUUGAAAUCGAGCAGUUUAGGAACACGAGCGAUUCGCGGCGUCUAUACGAUGCAACGUAUGUAUAUAAUGCAAAAAAAUAGUUAAUUAUAACCUCACGUGCCGCUUGAGUGUUGUUUCUGAGCUCAGUGCAAAUCAUUAGUUCAACGAGAAGAGUUUGGCUGUAGCUUGGCAUAAGAAAUAAGCUCCUCAGCUAGAAAUUGAAUACGGCCUUACAGAUAGUACAAUUGGGGCAAGGGAAAGUAAUCUGCGUCAAUGUUAUGGAGUCUACAAACGUUGAGAAUGCACAGAGGCCAGAGAGGUCCUCAAGAUCGAUGACAAGGACAGGAGGGCGUUCUAAUAAGAGUGCCUCGCGUCCAUCGCCAAAUCGUAAACAAUCACCGAGCAGGCGUUCUCCAGCAAGGAGAUCUCCUUCUAGAAAAUCGCCAGCACGACGGUCCCCGGGUCGGUCACCAUCAUCUCGAUCAAGGAAAUUAACAACACGCAAUGUGAGGAUAGCUCAGGUCUCGAUACCCCGAGCUGAGAUACCGCAAAGCAGAGAAACUGUUGACUCCAUAAAAAAUGCUGUUGAAGCAUCAAAAGAAACUGAUGAAGUUUCCGAACUCCUACCACUGCAAUCUCGUAUACGCGAAACUUCACAGGUUACCAGACGGUCCACUCGAAUUCUUUCGAAUAUGAAGAAAACUGAAAGUGAACAGAGAUUAAUUUCCCUGACAAGGAGCGUUGAUCGAGCAGUUUCUUUGCCUACCGAUCGACGAGCCAACAUGUACGAUUUUGUUGCCGAACAAAGGGAAAGAGGAUUAUCGAUGCAGAGAGACAGGGAUUUGUCAAAAAUCUUGCACUAUGAGGAAGAAGCACUUCCAGAUUCAUCGACGAUGACCGAGAAGAGUAAAAAAGAGAUUGAGUUUAUAAGUAAGCCCCAAGAAUGGGGUGGCUGGAUUGGAGCGUUGUGCCUUAUAUUUAUCUUACCGCUUACAAUUAUUUUGCCACAAGUCGCGUGUUUUAACGGCCAGUGUAGCAGCGCCCAAUUUCGCGUAUCAACCAGAUGGCAAACGUACCUCAAUUUACACGCCUUCGCGAUUUACCUUGGAUUCCUCAGUAUCAUCGCGCUCUUUUCGCUCAUACCGAUCGGUACUUUGGUCGAUGGGCAACAAAACAAGACUGGAAGAUUGCAAUAUCGGAUGAAUGGAAUACUCACUGCAUUUUUAACGAUAGCGAUUCUCGCUACUCUGGAAUAUAAAUCUUACAGAAUUGCCGAUUUCAUUCUCAAUUCCUGCCUGCAAUUAUCCAUCGCUGGUUGGUUCUUCGGAACUCUCAUCGCCACGGGUCUUUACAUUAAAGCUGGAAGAAUUCCCAUCGCUGCCCUCAAUUUACACGGCUCGACGAAUAACGUUGUUUACGAUUUCUGGCAAGGCAGAGAAGUCAACCCGAGAAUCGGUCCUCUUGACAUCAAACUCUUACUCAUGCGAGUCAGCGUUAUCGGAACGCUUAUCUUGAAUUCGGCCGUUAUCGCAAAGUCAAUAACCGAUGCGGAUUCUCUGGCUUUGAAGGACCUCAACUACACAAUCUUGACCGUUGCUUCACUGCAUAUUCUUUACUCUCUCGAUUAUUUGGUAUUUGAAUCUGCGAUGUUGACCUCGUUUGAAAUUCAGUAUGAAGGCACUGGAUACAUGAUUUGUGCUGGAAAUUUGGUGUACCCUUUCUUAGCCACUUUAGGAUCGAGAUAUUUGCUGUAUCAAAAAAUAAAUCAAUCGGUUUACGUGUUGGGAGCUCUCGUCGUUUGUUUCUUCGUGGGAUAUUUGAUUUAUAGAUUGAGUAACUCGCAGAAAAAUGAAUUUAGGACGAAUCCAUUUUCGCCAGCUCUCUCACACCUGGACACGAUUUCGACAUCGAGAGGGAAGAGGAUCAUCUGUUCGGGUCUUUGGGGCCACGUGAGACACCCGAAUUAUCUCGGCGACAUUAUAAUGCACUGGUCGUUGGCUUGUGGAGUUUUGACGAAAGAUUUUCUGCCGUAUUAUCCAGCACUUUUUUGUACAUUCUCAUUGAUGUAUCGAGCAAUAAGGGACGACACGCGUUGCAAAAAUCGGUACGGUUCAGCCUGGGAACAAUACUGCUUGCGGGUCAAAUCGGCCAUUAUAAAACGCGUAUUUUAGAAAAUUUUCGACGCUCGGUAAUAUCGCAAGAAAUUGAUACAAAGAACGAGACAUGAAAUAAAAUGACGAAUAUAAAUAUAAAGUGAUGAGAAAAUUCAAGAAUAUUUUCUCUUUAAAUUUCAUGCGAUUGUGCGAGCUCGCGAUUUAUUUAUGGAGAAAACUUAAAUGCUCAUGGACGAUUGAAAAUACAAUUACCGUGACGGAACAGUGUAAAAUUUUAACGAAAAUGUAUUAUUUUGACUAAUCGUCUCAUAAUUAUUCAUUCUAAGUCUCCAACACGCAAGCUCAAGGAACGAGAAAAAAAUAAUAUUUUAAAAAUAUAAACAAGGUACACCGUACCCUUGACGAUAGUUUUUUGUCAGAUCUAACGAUGUUAUUACCUGAAAGUUUAGGUAGAUUAUUAUCAGCGUUGUGAAAUGAUUAAAAAAAAAACUAUUCUAUUUUCUAGCUAGUUAGUCCUAAGACCCAUCUCAGUACAUUUAAAUUUAGCGAAAGAUACAAAUUUAAGUGGUUUUGUACUUUUUUACUAUAAAUUUAGAUAAUGAAUUAUUAUUGAUAUUUGCAAAUAAAUAGUUUUCGUAAUAA
This is a messenger RNA of Venturia canescens, 3002 nucleotides long. RefSeq names its product lamin B receptor (gene LBR). Gene Ontology annotation, molecular function: Delta14-sterol reductase activity. The transcript has 7 exons. The record is from RefSeq and is a predicted model, not a curated record. Lineage: Eukaryota; Metazoa; Arthropoda; Insecta; Hymenoptera; Ichneumonidae. Gene Ontology annotation, cellular component: nuclear inner membrane; endoplasmic reticulum membrane. Bases 525 to 2417 code for a protein of 630 amino acids. Gene Ontology annotation, biological process: cholesterol biosynthetic process.